Messenger RNA from Marmota monax (woodchuck), 633 nucleotides. RefSeq names its product ATPase H+ transporting V1 subunit F (gene Atp6v1f). The transcript is spliced from 2 exons. Lineage: Eukaryota; Metazoa; Chordata; Mammalia; Rodentia; Sciuridae. The record is from RefSeq and is a predicted model, not a curated record. Bases 1 to 360 code for a protein of 119 amino acids. Gene Ontology annotation, molecular function: proton-transporting ATPase activity, rotational mechanism. Gene Ontology annotation, biological process: proton transmembrane transport. Gene Ontology annotation, cellular component: membrane; proton-transporting V-type ATPase, V1 domain.
AUGGCGGGGAGAGGGAAAUUAAUCGCGGUGAUUGGUGACGAGGACACGGUGACUGGCUUCCUACUGGGCGGCAUAGGGGAGCUUAACAAGAACCGCCAUCCUAAUUUCCUGGUGGUGGAGAAGGAUACAACCAUCAAUGAGAUUGAAGAUACUUUCCGGCAGUUUCUAAACCGGGACGACAUUGGCAUCAUCCUCAUCAACCAGUACAUCGCAGAGAUGGUGCGGCACGCCCUUGAUGCCCACCAGCGCUCCAUUCCAGCUGUCCUGGAGAUCCCAUCCAAGGAGCACCCCUAUGAUGCUGCCAAGGACUCGAUCCUGCGCAGGGCCAAGGGCAUGUUCACUGCAGAAGACCUGCGCUAGGGGACUCCCCCCAGCCCUUUAGCCCCUUGCUUGUUGCCAGGCCUCUCCCAGGCUUGCCAUCCUUUGUUUCAAGCCUCUAGUUUUCAAUUCACACUCCUUUCCCACUCCACUGAGAGGCUGGGUGAGGUAUUUGUAGGCUCUGCCAUUAAAAUCCAGGCUGGUUAGGGAACAGGAAGCCCAACCAUCUUCUCUCUCCAUUACUUCUUCCCUGUGCUGAUGAUACACGGUGUCGUUAUUGAUGUUAAAUUAAAACAAUAUUCUUGCUUCUCUUCA